This is a messenger RNA of Cololabis saira (Pacific saury), 3675 nucleotides long. Its product is annotated as phosphoinositide 3-kinase regulatory subunit 5-like. Gene Ontology annotation, molecular function: 1-phosphatidylinositol-3-kinase regulator activity. Gene Ontology annotation, cellular component: phosphatidylinositol 3-kinase complex, class IB. NCBI's taxonomy places the organism in Eukaryota, Metazoa, Chordata, Actinopteri, Beloniformes, Belonidae. The record is from RefSeq and is a predicted model, not a curated record. Bases 796 to 3375 code for a protein of 859 amino acids. Gene Ontology annotation, biological process: G protein-coupled receptor signaling pathway; positive regulation of MAP kinase activity. The transcript is spliced from 20 exons.
CCAGAUUCCCCUCUCUGUCCUUGACGCACUUCGACGCGUGCCCGUUGCACUUGCACCGUCCUCCGACCUGCAGGUCGGACACUGCGUAAAAGUAGGAGUCUCGGGCCAGCUCCGAGUCGUCCUCGUUCUCGUCCCCGAACGUGUGCAGCCGGCUGAAGAUCACCUUGAUGUCGGUGGCCGUCACCCAGUCCUGCAGCACCGGGGAGUUGUCGAAGUCGUGCGCCGACGGCCGUCCGUCCAGGGUGCUGAAGGCGAUCAGCCCCCCCGUCAGGGGGUGCAUGUCGGUGUGGGAGUCCGUGCAGAUCGCCUCCUGCUCGUUCUGCUUGGUGAUGACCGCCUUGUUCUGGCGGUUGUACAUCUUCUUGCACUGAGUGGAGUAAUACUGAAACGGCACCCAGGAUUUGCCGUAGUCCAUGGACUUGUAGAUGGCCAUGGACUCCGGUCUGGGGGAGCAGAACUGCAGAGAAACCUGGUGUUGGUGCAAUCAAGAAUUCAAAGCUACAUGUGUGUUGAGAAGAGGACAGACCCGCGGAGAAAACCCACCCGUUAAUCAUCAUUAAGUUGCUUGUCAAGUGCAGAGCUGUGGACCAGCGUGCACGUGACACAUCAGCUCAUGAUGAAUUGAGAAGUCCGACUGCAGCAGCGAGCCCUCCUGCCAGCCAACCUCAGCAGCCGCUGUUAUAUUUGUCUACGGCAGGGCAAGACAAAGCAGCCUGACGCCACACAAUGGAUCAACACCUGCUUCCUCUGCGGACAAUUGAUGGACUUCUCUGCUGAAGUGGGAUAUUCAAGACGAUGGAGCAGAGCUCGUGCACCGAGGAUCGCAUCCAGCACGUCCUGGAACGCUGUCUCUGUCAUCUGGGCCUGGAUGCUCCUGACAAACAACUCUGGAAAGCUGGACUGUGCAUUAGCCGCUGGUGUUUGGAGGAACUAGUGAAGAGAGAUCCUCACAACUUCCUCAUACUUCUACAGAAAAUACUGAGGAAAACAACCGAGGUGCUGGAGGAGUGUCAGUAUGAGCUGGUGGUGCCUCUUACUCUCCUGUUCUCUUCAGCUCUUCUUAAAAUUCCUUACGUGGCUCCAGACUGCAAUGUGCUGCAGGAGGCCUACCUGCUCUUCCAGAGAUUCCUGUCCUGGCCGGAGCCUUGCAGCUCCGCCUGCAAACGCCUGCUGAAGACAAUCCAGCAGGAGCUCCGAGCACCAGGUAUUUCGUUUCAACGACUGCUUAUGACAGAGCAAGGCAUCUCCCAGGGCACUCACUCCUCUAAAAGCAUAAUGAUUCUGUUGGUGAGUCCAGAUCAUGACAACCCUCCUGAGGUUGAGCUGGCAUCUGAGCAGCUGAGCACCGCCCAUCGUUCCAGCAGAGACGUCACCAUUACGCUGAUCCUGCACGGCUUUCAGGCCGUUCUGGGCACCAAACAUGACCUCCGUGCACUCCACACUGCCCUCCUGAGAAAGCAGCCCGAGGAGCUGGAUCAACUCCUGAAGGCAGUGACUGAUGCCAUGGAGACCGCAGCCUCUGCAGAGAAUCACAGGACAGCCAGAGUAGAGCUUUUCCACAGCAUGGAGAAGCUCAGAGAAGGCCUAGCUGUUCCUGUGAAUGGCUGCCUUGAGAGAGGGGCCAUGGAGACGUUUGCACUACCCAUCCCUAAAUGCCAUACAUGCUCCUGGGAGACUGAAAACUUUGAUAUACUGAAAGAAAUUCUUGGGAUUGAUUCUGACCUGGAGGAGACUCCAGACUGUUUUCUCAGACCAGGAAUAGAUGAGGAUGAUCAUAUUGACCCUGGCAUAGAUGAUGAAGAUGAGCUAGACUCUAACAAAGUGGACAACGAACUGCAAAGCCAUCGCAUCUCUAGUGCAUCUUCAUCCUCAAGGGAUUCUACAUUUUCCAGCACCUCUCUCUCCUCCAGUUGGUCCGUACCAUCUGGCUCAUCAGGUGUGGAAAGUGACUUCAGUGAAGACAUGCUGCACAGGGACACAGAGGAGGGCCACGACAGCCAACCAAAACCUCGAAAGAAACCAAAGAAGAAGUCCAAAUCCCUCUUAGGCAUCGAACGCUUUUUGGUUUUCAAGACCCCCCGCAGUCCCAGCAAUUGCCGCCGGGUCCAGAGCAUGGGUUUCCAAGGUGAUGUCAGCAAAGACUUUCAAAAGAAAGGGUCACAGCUCAAGCAAUCCAGGUCGCUCCUAAGACAAGAUCAACCUCUUUCCCCCCAGAAGCACGUGUGCAUCCGCAGGAGGCCGAUCCUGAGCUGCAACGAGGACGAUGUGGCGGAAACACCGACCCUGGUCAAGGUGGUGGUCUUUGGAGGUGACCGAGAGGCCGGGAGGCUUGCCAGAGCAUACAGUGACCUGCAGCAGAAAGAGAGUAAAUGCCCCCAGCUCACCAGAAUGUGCAAACUGCAGUUUUACUUUGUUCCUGUCAAAAAGAGAACUGAAAGCCCAGGAAGAAGAAAUACACCCACAGAAGGGCAGACAGGAAGUUUGACCAAAGCCACGGCCUCUGUGGAACCAAGUGAUACCGUGGUGGAGGACGGUACAGCAGAUGUAGCCCAGAUGUUGGGCAUGAUGGAUCCCUGGUACGAACGCAAUGUCCUCAGUCUGCUCAGCUUGUCGUCCGAUGUUCUCUGUGAGGCUGCUUCCAAGGAUGAUGACGACUCAACAAGUGCAAACAGUGUGGACCGUCUUCCGCUGCUGGCUGACUUGGUGCUUUAUUACACCAGACAUGCGGACCAGCCGGUUCUGGUGCAGCUCUACCAGGCCGAGCUGACUCUGGCUGGAGGAGAGAGGAGAAGGGAAGUGUUUAUUCAUUCUCUGGAGCUCGGACACACAGCUGGAACCAGAGCGGUCAGGGCCAUGGGUUCUGCCAGCAAAAGGUUUGGGAUUGAUGAAGUACGGGAGGCUGUCCCUUUAACACUCAGUGUUGCCUACAACAAGGUGGUUGUCAGUGGGAGGAGUCAGUGGAUCCAGGCAGACAUGGUGUGCACAUCCAUUAAUCUUUACAAAACCUGCAGGGAACUUGAGCAACUUGAUUCGAAAGAGAGUGUGCAGCUGGUAAUGACAGAGGUCCUGAAGAGGCAGGGCUCUAAGUCUAAGAAGGGCUACAACCAGCACAUAUCGAUAUCAGAGGUGAAGGUGGACAAGGUUCAGGUCAUUGGUGGAAAUGAUGGAACAACUUUUGCUGUUUGUCUGGACCAAGAUGAAAAGAAGUUCAUCCAAAGUGUGACCAGGUGUGAGGUGUCUCUGUGCUGUAAACCAGGAGGUGAUUCAGACUGGAGGUCCUACAAACCGUUACCGGGCCAAAUCCAGCCUCUGCACCCGACCUACUGCUCUCUGCUCUGCCUGCCCAUAUCCUGUUUCUCCACCUCACAUCCGUGACGCGCUUGAUACUGCGCUGCCUGAUGAUGCAGGAUGUAGAUAAUGCCUUGACCGUGAUUAUUUGAGAUAAAAGUAUAAAAAUAGGAUAUAUGAAGGAUAUAUGAAGAGAGUUUAACAUUUAUUUAUUUUAGGUUUGCCUUGUUGUGAUGAUCAGUAGCAGAAACCUGACUACUUGAGUACUGUUGUGUUCAUUUUUGAUCCACGACAUGGUAGAAAUAGAUAUAUAAUAAAGUAGCUAUUUAUUUUCAUUUGAAACCAAUCAAAGCAUGUUAUUUUAGGGUAACAUUCUUGUUUUUUGUC